Messenger RNA from Prorocentrum cordatum, 478 nucleotides. The record is from the annotation of a GenBank genome assembly. Lineage: Eukaryota; Dinophyceae; Prorocentrales; Prorocentraceae.
AGCUGGCGUCGCCGCAGCCGCUCGCCGAGCCGCGCCUGUCCACUCCGAGGAUGAGGCACUCGCCGGGCCCACCCGCGUCCAGCGGCAAGCCAGCCGCGGCCGCGGCCGAGGAGGCCGAGCUGGAGCUGGCCGCCGCCUCCGCGGCGUCGCGCCUGGCCGAGGAGCUUGCCUCCACCGUCCUGGAUGGCCCCAGCGCCGAUAUCGGCGGCGUUGGCAGAGCGGCGGGGCGGCCGGUGCUGGGCUACUGCACGCCGAUGGGAGCCAGCAGCGCGGCCGGCUCCGCGAGCGUGUCAGGCCUCGAGUGCAGCGCCAGAGCUCAGCAUUGUCCAGCUGGUCCCCGUCCCCACGGGGCCCUGGUGGUGAUGGGCCCGGCGAAACCCUGAGGAACCGGCGCGCGUCUCCACCCAAGUGGGUAAGUCGGCCAGCAGGGGGGCCAGGGCCACGCCAGUGGGUAUGAUGAGGGAUCGGCUAAACGAUG